UCUAAAACAUGCAGUCUCUGUUUCCAUGUUGAUAUGCAAAUUGUUGAUACUCAUGGAUUCAAAGGUACCGGCGUUCUUCAUUGCAAGCAAUGUCUAAAGCUAUGGCAGAGAGACGUUAACGCCGCUAUCAACAUGAUGACUAUAUUUCAAGCAGUUUGGUCCGGAGCUGGAAGAACCGACGUUUUCAAGCCAGCAAAGAACAAAAAAAGUAUCACCGUACUAACACGGCUUUCCUUACAUUUUCAAGGAUUUAGAUCAUUACAGGUGAGGAAUAGUAUUUUUUUUUUUGUUUUUUUUUCUUUUCGCACUACUGACAAUUUUUUGAAUUUGAAUCAUUGUUGAACGAUUUAUAUUUCGUCUACAACACAAUUGCGAUCCGUCUAAAAUAAAAAUAAUAAUUGGCCAAAAAAAAUUGUAAUUUAUCUAAAAUAUUAGUUUUAAUACUGUACGUACUCCGCUAUCAAGCGCUUAGCCCCAUCACGAGCUCAUCUUUAUCCC
Molecule: messenger RNA, 498 nt
Organism: Mycotypha africana
Lineage: Eukaryota; Fungi; Mucoromycota; Mucoromycetes; Mucorales; Mycotyphaceae
Exons: 1
Coding region: 34-342 (102 amino acids)
Source: RefSeq, a predicted model, not a curated record